AUGAUUCAAGGAAAAUAUGUACUAGAAGAAUAUCGAUCACAUAAAUGUGGUUUUGGUUUUAAAUCAUUAGCUAAAAAAUGGAAAAUACGUGGUGGUGUUAAAGGAGAACAAAAAUCCUUAUUUCAUGGCAUGGACGCAAAAGAGCAAGAAAUAUUUACACUUAUUAACAAUCAUCGUCAACAACAUGGUUUACCAUUGCUUCAACCAUCUAUUAAUCUUGCUUAUGUUGCUCGUACACAUGCUAUUGAUAUUAUUGAAAAUGAUCCAGAUGUUAAUGGUGGAAAUAUGCAUAGCUGGAGUAAUAAAGGAAAAUGGAAACCUGUUAGAUAUACAUCGGAUCAUGCACAAGCACACUUAAUGUGGAGUAAACCAUCUGAAAUAAGUAAUUAUAAAUUUAAUGGCUUCGAAAUUUCAUAUGGUUAUGCACAAAAUGUAAGAAAAACAAUGACAGUUAAUGCAAUAGACGCUGUUAAUAGUUGGAAAAACAGUCCAGGACAUAAUGCUGUUAUGAUUCAACAAGGUGCUUUUCAAAAUACACCAAUGAAAGCCAUGGGUGUUGGUGUUUAUAAAGGAUAUGCAUGUGUAUGGUUUGGCCAACAAGUGGAUACAUAUCCGACCCCUGCAUAA
Rotaria sp. Silwood1 is the source of this 627-nucleotide messenger RNA. The record is from the annotation of a GenBank genome assembly. NCBI's taxonomy places the organism in Eukaryota, Metazoa, Rotifera, Eurotatoria, Philodinida, Philodinidae.